Messenger RNA from Botrytis cinerea B05.10, 2479 nucleotides. RefSeq lists its product as hypothetical. NCBI's taxonomy places the organism in Eukaryota, Fungi, Ascomycota, Leotiomycetes, Helotiales, Sclerotiniaceae. Gene Ontology annotation, molecular function: transmembrane transporter activity. Gene Ontology annotation, biological process: transmembrane transport. The record is from RefSeq and is a predicted model, not a curated record. The transcript has 8 exons. Bases 614 to 2374 code for a protein of 586 amino acids.
GAUCUAAAUAUGUCUCGUUCUCCAGGAUGCAUGUAUGGUAUUUCUCCAUUAUAACGUGCCAAAACAUCUGAGGCUCAUUUUCUUCCCAUUAUAUUUGUACUUGUGGUACAACAUAUCCCUUGCUUAUCAUUGUGUUGCCACAAUAUAAUACCGCGGCUUCAGAAUAUUCCCCCUCAUCAGCCCCUCUCCUCAUAGCAAGCCCAUUCAAUUCACCAGACAAUGCAUGAGCCCAAUUGAACGGUUUAAACCCCCGAUUCAAGAUAGUUCAAUCCAGAUUAACCUAUGAAUCAACCUUAUUAUUCUUACCCCAGACUUUAUAUGCAGCCAAGGAUAUCAAUAUCUCGCCUUUGCAAAUGGGUAAUUUCCGUGCGCUGUGCUGGCGCGAAGAAACCCGAGGUUACACAUUUGUAUUGAUAGGUAUAUAUGGACUUAGCUAUCUCAUCUCAUCCUAUUAGCAAAUUAGCCAUUCAAAAUCUUACAUCCAUUCACUCAUCCAUCUACCCAUACCCCGCUCUCUUAUUUCUUCAACGAAGAUUUUCAAUUCCCAUGUCUUGUCUUCUUGAGCAAUCAACACUCACGUAGAAACAAUUGAUAAUACGCUGGAUUGAUCACCAUGAGCAAAUCAUCCAUUACACCUCCAUCUGAUAGUUUCGACGCCACGGAGGCCGAGAAAGUCGAGCACAUUACGACACAUGACAAAGUACCUGGCCAUAUCAACUACUAUGAGAAAAACGGACUCCGAACAUAUGGCGACGAUGAAGAUCAUGAUCACGAGCCCGAAAUGUCUAUGCGACGCUUUAUGAGUCUAGUCGCAAUGGCAUUUUUGUGGACCGGAUCACAGAUUCCUGUGUAUAUCUUCGGAGCCAUUCCACCCUACAUUUAUUCUGAUAUCGGGGGUGUUGACCGGUGGAUAUGGCUUGUCCUUGCAAACCUGCUUGCUUUAGCGGGAGUGUGUCCAUUUGUUGGAAGUCUCUCUGAUAUCCUCGGUCGUCGCUAUGUCGCACUUUUGGGUGCUCUUUUUAUCGUCGUCGGUAUGAUUGUUUGUUCCACCGCUCACACUAUGAAUAUAUUCAUUGGGGGGAUGGCAAUUGCGGGUAUUGGAGCUGGCAUUAAUGAACUCACUGCUUUAGCAGCUACCGCCGAAUUGGCGCCCACCUCAAAGCGUGGAAAAUAUGUGGCCAUUCUCGUUUUCACCAUUCUUCCAUUCUGUCCAUCUGUAAUGUGGGCCCAGCUUAUAGCUUCACAUGGCGGAUGGCGUUGGUGUGGAUUGCUAUGCGGAGUAUGGGCGUUCAUCGGCUUCGCCCUAACUCUCGUUUUUUAUUUCCCCCCUCCUCGAGUCAACUCGAUAGGUCUAUCCAAUCGGGAAAUCAUACAACAGAUUGAUUUCGUGGGGGGUUUCUUGAGUGUAGCAGGAAUGAUUCUAUUCAUGGCUGGCAUGCAAUGGGGUGGCUACCAAUACGACUGGAGUUCAGCACAUGUUCUAGUACCUUUAAUCCUAGGGGCCGCAUUACUGAUUAUUUUCUGUUGUUGGGAAAUAUAUGGGACGAAGUAUCCUAUGUUUCCAUCUCGUUUAAAACAAGCGCCUAGAAUUCUGGCUUUGACACUUGUCAUAACAUUUAUAUCUGGUGCUAAUUUUUUUAGUAUCAUCAUGUUUUGGCCUACUCAGGCUUUCAAUGUAUAUGGACAUGAUCCUAUCGGUGUAGGAGUUAGAGGGAUACCCGUUGGCUUCUCAAUUUUAGCAGGAGCUUGUAUUGUGUUGUGGUUGCUUAGCGUGCUGAAAGGAAGAAAUAAGGAACUGAUGAUUGUGAGCUCGGUGUUCAUGACAGCUGGAUGUGGUGCACUUGCAUGCGCCAACAGACACAACCUGUCAACGCUAUGGGCUCUCCUCAUAAUCGCUGGAUUAGGAAUUGGAGGUAUUGUCGUGCCAGCUUCGAUAAUAACGACAAUAAUAUGUCCCGAUGACUUGAUCGCAACCGUUUCUGCCCUCACCCUCUCGAUCCGAGUCAUUGGUGGUAGCAUAGGUUACUGCAUCUACUACAACGUCUUCGUAAGCAAGUUUGUUCCUGCUGCCACUUUGCAUAUUGGAGGUGUUAUGGCUCGACAACUCAACAUUACAAACAAAACACUUAUAGGAGAAGCUAUUCACUUCACAGCUUCGUCUCUUCUCCCAUUGCUCAAAACAAUUCCAGGAAUUGCAGGGAAUGAAACCGCUUAUCAAAUGGUGGUGGUUGCAGGGCAAGACGCAUAUGCUGAAAGCUAUGUUUACGUCUACUAUGCUAGCACAGCAUUUGGAGCAGUGAGCAUUUUGGCCGCUUGUUUCCUUGGUGACAUCAAUGCAUAUAUGGAUGACCACGUAGCGGUGAUCAUGCAUUGAAGUCUGAGGUUGAAAUUGGCUUUUGGUGGAUAAAGUUCGUCCUUUAGAAGUGCAUGAUCGAGAUAUACGUUUGACGCCUGAUAAAUACAAAACAAUCAGAUUGCA